AUGAGCCGCCGGGUGGUUAUUCGCUGCUUCGUCGGUACUCAAAUGGCUUUCGCAUCACCUUUUGCUCUAGAAGAACCCCAAGGUGUCUGCUCAUGGAUUCUCUUCGCUGGUGACUCGUUGGCCAUCGUUGGAUCGGCAUUGACCGUCCUGUACACCUGUCAACGAAUUAGUCUUCGAACACAGCAACUCAUGCAGAAAAGCAAUCCUAACAACUUCGAAGAAACCAACGUUAGCGACACGGCAAAUAGAUUCCAACCUUGGCAGAUUCGCACAGCCAACUUGCUAGUCCUCCACGCCGCUCUCUGGGCCAUCGUCCGUUCGGCCACCCACCUUACUUUUGCCACCAAGCAGUAUCGAAGGAACACUCAAGCUUUUGAUUCAUACGAAAGCAACAUAUACCAACUCGAAUGGUGGCGGAGUGACACGGGGAAACUUUGGAAUGUUGUUCAGACCUUCACCUGGGGAACGCUACAGUUCUUUCCUAAAGCCUUCUCACCAAGGGCGCGCACGCUAUCGCUGCUGAGGGAUAUCCUACUUGUGUUCUGCUUUGCCGUUCUUUGGGUACUUGGCAGUUGUCUGACAACGGCCUCCCUGGGGGUGAGCCUUGCUAUGCUGGCGAUGGUCGACGUGAUUAUGGUCAGUCUGCUUUUGUCCAUGUUCAGGAUUCAGGGAAAUGCAACAAGAGAAAAGGUAGAAGGCGUAAAUUGGAGAGCUGUCCAAUUGACGAAUGGACAAUGA
Molecule: messenger RNA, 738 nt
Organism: Neurospora tetrasperma FGSC 2508
Lineage: Eukaryota; Fungi; Ascomycota; Sordariomycetes; Sordariales; Sordariaceae
Exons: 4
Coding region: 1-738 (245 amino acids)
Source: RefSeq, a predicted model, not a curated record